UCGUACACGCUCCCGCAGAUCCGCGCGAUCCACGGGGCGCUGCACGCGCGCGUGGCCGACCUGUCGGCGGCGCUGCGCACGCGCGUCGGCGCGUCCUACCGCGAGCUGCUCGGCACGGCCGACACCAUCGUCGCCAUGCGCCGCGACAUGGACGACCGCGUGCUGGCCACGCUCGGCGGCAUGGGCGGGCGCUGCGGCGGCGGCGUGGUCGGUGCCAAGGUGCAGGGGUUGAGGGCGUUCGCGGCUGGGGAUCAGUAUCAUGGAGUGCGGAUGGGGGAUGUAGCGAGGGGGAGGUUGUUGGAGGCGGUAUUGCUUUGCUUGGGCGGCGUGUUGAGAUCGAGGAGGGAGGAGGGGAGGGGCAGAGGGGAGGGGCUGAUGGUGGCUGCGCGGUUGUAUGUGCUGGGCCGGUUGCUGGUGCAGAGUUUUGGCGAGGGAGCAGGCGGUGCUGGAGGGAUGGAGAAAAAGGUGGCGGCGGCACGGAAGAGCCUCGAGACGGUGCAUCAGGCACGGCUGGCGAGGAGCAUCGACGCCGUGCUACGCAGCGGGAGCCACAAGGCCAUGCGGCAGGGCGAUGUGCUGCGGGCGCUGGGCGCGUACAGCCUCGCCACGAGCUCGGGCGCCCGCGACGUGCUGGCGCACUUUUUGCGCGUGCGGGCCAAGGCGAUCGCCAUGGCGCUGCAUGUGGAUGAGGAGGACGAGGAGGACCGAGUCGUGAGAAACCCCCAGGAUGUGCUGAGGGCGCUGGGCCUGUACACCAAGACGCUGCAGGACGUGCAGGCGCUGGUCCCGCACGAGCUGACCGAGGCGCUCGUCGCGCUCAAGGAGGAGCGGCUGCUGGAGAACGCGUCGCUGAAGGAGAUGGAGGGCCUGCGGCUGGAUAUCUACCGGAGGUGGUGCGGCGACGAAAUCCAGUUCUACACGCCCUUUAUCCGGCACGACGACCUGGAUGGCAAGCAGGCGAGGGAGAUGCUCGCCAGCUGGGCCGAGAAGGGCAGCGAGGUGCUGCUCCAGGGGCUCGAGAAGACGCUGGAGGGCAUGGCCGAGUUCAAGGCCGUCGUCGAUCUUCGCACCAGCGUGCUGAAGCUGUGGAUUGCCGAAGGCGGCAAGGCGCGCGGCUUCGACCCGUCCAUCAUGCUCAAUCAGCUCCGAGACGUGAUCAACAAGCAUAUGCUGCGGGUUCUCGAAGCCAAGGUGGCCAAGCUGCGCCUCGUGGGUUCCGAGGUCUCGGCCACCCUCGACGCCUGGCGCGAGGGCGUCACCGAUCGGCACCCGAGCCUCUGGGAUGUCGCCUCGUUUGACACGGAUCUCUCCAACGGGUCAACCCUGUUCACGCAGGAUGUCGUCGCCAGGCUGCACGGCAGGAACGAUGCCGUGUCCAGGGCUGUGACGAGCUUCAAGAGCUGGUUCCACGUCAUCGACGACGUAGGUCAGGUGGUGGACCAGCUGAGGCGGCAGAGGUGGGACAACGACGUCGACGAGAUCGAGGACGAGGAGACUAUCGAGGAACGCCAGAAGCUUCUCUCGAAGGACGAUCCGCGAGCACUGAGCGAACAUCUGAACCGCCUGCUGGUGGAGGCCUUCAGGCGGCUGGACGACCAACUCACGACCCUGUGGAAGGUACAGCAGGGCGGUCCGAACAACGGUGUCGUUGCCAUGUAUUUCCUGCGGCUGCUCCGUGACAUGCGGGCCAGGUUGCCGGAGCUCGAGGCAGUCAAGGGUUUCGGCUUGAGCGCGGUGCCGUCGCUCCAUGAGGCGGUGGCGGCUGUGGUGGUCUUGCAGCCACUUGACGAGCUCGCUAGUGUGGCGCUGGCGCGGAAGACCGUCGUGGGAAGGAGCCUAUGGGAGGGCGACCCGGAAUUGCCGUCGUCGCCGUCUCCUGGAGCGUUCAAGUUCCUGAGGAAUCUAACGGUCGCCAUGGGCGAUGCGGGCGGGGACCUGUGGAGCCCUGCGGCUGUCGCCGUGCUGAAGCGGCAUCUGACCAAGCAAAUCUCUGCGGCCUGGUUGGAGGCACUUGGUGCGCUGGGUGGCCCUCAAGACGGCGAGAAUAAAAACGCCGAAGGUGCUCAAACCGAGGAAGAGGGCUCGAAAGAGGAGGGCACGAGUGUUAACGCCACCGCAAGCACCGGGCAUCAAGACCUGCUCAUUCAGUGGCUGCUUGACAUCUACUACCUCGGGCUGUUCCUCGGGUCAGACGAGGACAGCUUCAAGGAACUGGAGGAGGCGGUGUAUCCGCGGUCGGGCCUGGAGCCGUCCGCCAAGGAGAGACUAAACAAGGCGGCGAGAGACUACUUCAAGAGGACGAGACUAUUGUUCGGUCUGUUG
This is a messenger RNA of Thermothielavioides terrestris NRRL 8126, 2322 nucleotides long. RefSeq lists its product as uncharacterized. Gene Ontology annotation, cellular component: Golgi apparatus; COG complex. The annotation marks the transcript as partial. NCBI's taxonomy places the organism in Eukaryota, Fungi, Ascomycota, Sordariomycetes, Sordariales, Chaetomiaceae. The record is from RefSeq and is a predicted model, not a curated record. The transcript has 2 exons. Gene Ontology annotation, biological process: intra-Golgi vesicle-mediated transport.